Messenger RNA from Chrysoperla carnea, 1585 nucleotides. RefSeq names its product beta-secretase-like. The coding region runs from base 369 to 1391 and encodes 340 amino acids. Gene Ontology annotation, biological process: amyloid-beta metabolic process; membrane protein ectodomain proteolysis. Gene Ontology annotation, molecular function: aspartic-type endopeptidase activity. The record is from RefSeq and is a predicted model, not a curated record. Gene Ontology annotation, cellular component: endosome; trans-Golgi network; membrane. Lineage: Eukaryota; Metazoa; Arthropoda; Insecta; Neuroptera; Chrysopidae. The transcript has 9 exons.
UAAUAUUAUUUAUAAUCAGUCAAUGUACGUUUUUUUUAAUUACAACGAGUUUACAGUAUAAUUUAAAGGGGAAACAUGGAGAGGGUUAUUUAAUUGAUAUUGCAAUAGGUGAACCUAAACAAAAUUUUCAAGUAAUUGUUGAUACUGGUAGCUCAAAUUUUGCAAUUGCAGCUACGAAAAAUGUUUAUACAAAUUUAUAUUUUAAUUCAUUAAAUUCACGAACAUUUAAAAUAACAAAUAAAAAUGUGUCCUCGAAAUAUACGCAGGGUAAAUGGAAUGGUAUUCUUGGAUCCGAUUUAAUAACUAUUCCAUUUAUCUCGUACAACGAACCAAUUCGAACUGAUAUUUCCUUAAUUCGUGAUACUGAAAUGUUUUUUAAAAAUAACUCGGAAUGGCAGGGUUUACUAGGUUUAGCGUAUACAGGAAUAUCUCGACCCGAUAAAAGUGUCAAGUCCUGGAUUGACGCAGUAAUGGAUGCAAAUGAUCAAGCGAGCUUAGCAUUUUCGUUAGAAUUAUGUGGAAUGAUUUCGAAUAAUAACAGUAAUCAUAUUGGAAAUUUUGAUGUGAUAUUGGGAAAUAAUGAACGUUUAAAUCAUACAAAAUUUGUUGCAAAUAUCAUUCGAGAAUGGUUUUAUGAUAUUACGAUUUUUGAUAUUACGGUCGAUAAUCAAAGUCUAACGACAUCAUCGAUAACAUGUCGAGAUAUUAACAAUGAUAAAUCGAUUAUCGAUAGUGGAUCUACAAAUUUAAUUUUACCAGAAAAGGUUUAUAAUAGUUUAACGGAUGCAUUAUGUAAAUACGUUGAACGGAACAACAUAUCAUUGAAUCCCGAUUUUUGGAAUACAAAAGAUACAUCAUGUUUUGAUUUUGAACAAAAUUGGAAUAUUUUACCAAAUAUUAGUAUUUCAAUUGCACGAGAUGCAAAUUCGUAUUUUAUUUUAGAUUUACCUGGUCCGUCAUACGUAAAACAAGUUUUCAGCGAUGAAAAUAGUCCUUUAAAAUAUUGUUAUAAGGUUGCUAUUGAAAAAUCGACUGGAAAUAUUGGAACUAUUUUAGGUGCUGUAACUAUGGAAGGAUUUAAAGUAAUAUUUAAUCGUACAUCGAAAACAAUUGAAUAUCAAAAAGGACAUUGUGGACCAAACGUGGGUCUACGUGGUUUAUAUUAUGAUACAAAUUGUGAUAUUAUACAAAAAUGUAGCUUUAAAAAGUUAUCCACAUACGAUGGAAAUUUCUUUGAUCGUAAUAUUUUACCAAUAUUUUUUAUAACAGUGAUAAUUAUGGUAGCUGCUAUUGUUUUAGUAUUCCUAUUGAAAAAAGGGAAAGAAAAUUCAUGGGCUUCACAUGUAUUUAUAUCAAUGAAUCGUACCCCUCAAUUGAUUAACGAAGACUGAUUUUUUUUGGAUAACUUAUUUAUAUCAUGAAUUAUCCGUACUAAUUUUAAUUCUUAGGCCAUAUCAAAUAUGGAUUGUACUAAAAAUUGCUUAACAGGGAAAUAUAAAUACAAAACAAUACAAAAGAGUUCUACAUAAUUACCUAAAAUCGAUUCAAAAAUUUCUCUUUUAUGGGUUUUUCAUAAUAAUUUCCA